AUAACGCUUGCAUCCAUCAGUGCUUCGAAAGGAGGACAAAAGGUGCUGGAAACAUGGUCAACGGCUUGGCCAACAAUGCUGAAAUUGACGACAGCAGCAACUGCGACGCAACUGUGGUGCUACUCAAGAAAGCCAAUUUCCACCGCAAAGCGUCAGUGAUUAUGGUAGACGAGCUGCUGUCAGCCUACCCUCACCAGCUUUCUUUCUCUGAGGCUGGACUUCGAAUCAUGAUCACCAGCCACUUUCCCCCCAAGACCCGACUCUCCAUGGCCAGUCGCAUGUUGAUCAAUGAGAGACAAAGACUGAUAAACAGUAGGGCCUAUGCCAAUGGAGAAUCCGAGGUGGCCAUCAAAAUCCCAAUUAAGCACACCGUGGAGAACGGGACAGGGCCCAGCAGUGCCCCAGACAGAGGCGUGAAUGGGACUCGGAGGGAUGAUGUUGUGGCCGAGGCUGGUAACGAGACAGAGAAUGAGAAUGAGGACAAUGAGAACAACGAGAAUGACGAAGAGGAAGAGGAGGAUGAGGAUGAUGACGAAGGACCGUACACGCCAUUCGACCUCCCCUCUGGAAAACUGGAAACAGUGAAGUGGGCGUUCACCUGGCCACUGAGUUUUGUUUUAUACUUCACUGUACCCAACUGCAACAAACCCCGCUGGGAAAAAUGGUUUAUGGUGACAUUUGCUUCUUCCACAUUGUGGAUAGCAGCCUUCUCCUACAUGAUGGUGUGGAUGGUCACAAUCAUUGGAUACACACUGGGGAUUCCUGAUGUCAUCAUGGGGAUUACCUUCCUGGCAGCUGGAACCAGUGUGCCCGAUUGCAUGGCCAGCCUCAUCGUCGCCAGACAAGGUGGGACCUCCAGUUAGAUGGU
Leptonychotes weddellii (Weddell seal) is the source of this 868-nucleotide messenger RNA. NCBI's taxonomy places the organism in Eukaryota, Metazoa, Chordata, Mammalia, Carnivora, Phocidae. The record is from RefSeq and is a predicted model, not a curated record.